This is a messenger RNA of Annulohypoxylon truncatum, 1298 nucleotides long. RefSeq names its product acyl-CoA binding protein. The transcript is spliced from 2 exons. The coding region runs from base 210 to 1202 and encodes 330 amino acids. NCBI's taxonomy places the organism in Eukaryota, Fungi, Ascomycota, Sordariomycetes, Xylariales, Hypoxylaceae. The record is from RefSeq and is a predicted model, not a curated record. Gene Ontology annotation, biological process: fatty acid metabolic process. Gene Ontology annotation, molecular function: fatty-acyl-CoA binding.
AUCCAACAUCAGCUUCAAUUUGUCUCGACCUGCUCUUCGGGCAGCCGUAGCGGGCUCGCUACGCGUACGUACGAUUUCCCACUCGCCACGCCUUCGGCGUACCAGGUUCCUUUAUCCAUGCAUGGAUAGGGGUAUAUAGAUACGAAGCGCAAAGAAAGAGUCGGAGACCAGAAUCAUAUACGGUAUUCAAUACAGAUGCGAGGCUCGAAAUGGCCGACUCAGUUGGUAUGUCCCCUGAGAAUCAAGACCCGCCGAGCCAAUCAACCACUCCAAUUAUCAAUCGCCCCUUUUCCCUUCCUGCCUUACUCAUAAGUUCCCAAUCCAUCACACCUUCGCUGAUAGAGUCCCCACCUUCGGUAGACCGCGUGUUUGUGCACGCCUUGAAUACGGUGAAGAAGAUUCCCAAGACGGGAGCGUCGCGCCCCCCGCCGGGCGAUCGUCUACGGUUAUAUGGCUUGUACAAACAAGCCAUGGAAGGAGACGUGGACGGUGUCAUGGAACGGCCAGAGCGCCGCCCGGGUAUCGAUGCCGACGAACUCGAGCGCGAACGCGAUAAAUGGGACGCCUGGAAUGCCCAGAGUGGACUCAGUCGAACCGAGGCCAAAAGGCGGUAUAUCGAAGCGUUGAUAGAGACUAUGCAUCGAUACGCCACUACGCCUGACGGGAAGGGACUUGUCGCGGAACUCGAAUUUGUUUGGGAUCAGAUUAAGAACAACAGUCCAUCGUCGUCAAACGCGUCUCCGAAAGAUGCUACCUUUGCCGAACCCCGACGUUUUCAACAGCCACUAAGCGGGACCGAGGGCCCGAUGAAGAUGCUCAGCCCCAUGAGCGAGGAUGAUGCGGCGGAACAGGAGUAUCGCGAGACACAGGACGACGAUCUCGAAGGAGAAUAUGUGAAGAAGGGAGAUAGGUGGUCACGCAAAGUAGAACGCGCUGUUGUCAGAUUAUCCGCCGAGGUAGCAGCUCUACGAGAACAGAUCACGGUUGGACGCGAGUGGAGGUCUAAGAAGGAAAAGAGUUUUGCUGCAUGGGCUAAAUGGAUGCUAUGGAUUGUUACAAAGCAUCUCGCGGUAGACAUGGUCGUCCUAGGUAUCGUAUUAUUAUGGAUGCGGAGGCGGAAGGACAGGCGACUCGAGGAUCACGUCAGGGCAAUGCUCAGGCUAGGUCGUGAAUACGCGAGGAAAAUACUGCCGUCGAGAUGAUAAAUCAACGAUGUGCUAUAUGCACUAUGGACUUAGGCUACCCUGCCUAUUCGCAUACCAUCAGCAAAUACCAACCAGCCUUUCCUUUGUCGGUCA